Toxoplasma gondii ME49 is the source of this 6127-nucleotide messenger RNA. RefSeq lists its product as hypothetical. Bases 353 to 4996 code for a protein of 1547 amino acids. The transcript has 5 exons. The record is from RefSeq and is a predicted model, not a curated record. NCBI's taxonomy places the organism in Eukaryota, Apicomplexa, Conoidasida, Eucoccidiorida, Sarcocystidae.
GUUCCGUGUGCACACUCGGUCAGUGCACUUGCUUCUUUUCCGUUCCCUUUCCAAACCUUCUGCUUCCGCUCGAAAAACGCUGGAGAGAAAAGAGCAAGAGGUGGGUACGUGGAUGCCAGCUCCUCCCGUCUUCCGCGGCAAGCUUCUUUGCUCUGACGUCUUCUUCCUUCUCUCCUUUCACCUGCACUCUCCGAACGCAGUGUCGGCCGAUCGCGGCGCGCACUGGCUGUCGGUUGUCUGUUUCGCCGCCGCAGCGACAUCCACGUUUUCUCCACUGUUUUUGUCACAGGUUUUCGAGUUUCUUUGACUCCUUCCGCUGCGCGAAACUUUCCAGACUUUGCUCCGCCGAAAGAUGCUCGAUACGCCCUGGAGACCGGGGCCGCCUCCAGGAUCUGUCCACUGCGGCUCCACGGCGUUGGAGGCGACCCCGUUGCGGUCGGGAUCUCCGACGCCCGAGCGGCUGCUGUCUCGAUUUCCUCACGAGUUUCUCUCUCCUUCUCUCUGCGUGAGUGCACUGGUUCGCCCUCUCUUGCAUUCGCGCUGCUUAAGUGAUCCGCCGCCUCGCUCGCUGCCUCCGCCGUACUGCCCUGCGCCUCCACUGGUCUCCAGCUGCGAGCACUCUGCGUCCGUGCCGACUUUUCUCAUCCCGCCGUUGCUCGUUCCCCUGGCGCCGCCCCUCUCUUCGACCGAGACGCGCUGUCUCCAUCCGAAACAAAAGAAGCCGGCGGAGAAGCAGGCCGCUUCGGCGCGCGACGCCCUCCAGGCGAGAGAAAGCAAGCGGUCGCGGCUUCCGCGACAGAAAGCAGAACGCAGCUGCCAUGCGCGCCAAGACAGUCGACGCAGGGCCAGCUCCGCGCGGGCGCAGGCUGUCAGGCGCUCUGCAGAGACUGGCGACUUUCGGAGUUCGCGGACUCUCUGGACAGACAGAAACGACCAAGCGCCCGCUGCUCUCCACGCUGUCUCCCGGUCUCGUGGCGCUGCGCCUCACGUUCCCCCCAAACACACACAGUGGCAAACGGCUUUGUCGUCCAGAGGUCUCCACAGUUCACAGGAGGAAGCGCGAGGACUCGGAACCGCCUCGCCCUCGCUCGACGAUCGGGUGUAUCGACACCCCGCUCGAGAGGUCCACGCAGAGACCCAAAAACUCCACUCGCUGCUGGAGACGCUCUCUGAAUUGCGCGCAACGGUAGUCGCACGCUUGGACUUCCUGCGGGCAUCUGUCCCUCCUCGUCUUCGGCAAGCUGACCUCGCCAACAAAAGCGAAUCCUCGGGAACCUCUUCCUCUUCUGCUUGUCUCUCUCCUUCUUCCGCUGCUGCUUGUCGCUCUCCUUCUUCGUCUUCUUCUGCUGCACUGGACUCUCCGCUUCCGUCGGAGGCCGAGCCUACAGAGGAACUGAUCGCAGAAGCGCUGGCUGCCGCUGCGCGUCUGAUUUCGCACUUGACGAAGGAGUGCAGACUCGAGGUUGGGCGCGCGUCUCCCGCAGAGGGCCUCGCGUCUCACAGCUCCGGCACUCACGCGGAGAGAAGGCGCGUCUCCGGCUUCGCUCCUCCCUGCACCUUCCCGCCCUCGAACGAGGCCGGAGACAGCAGAGACGCGGACUUGUGGCCUGCGGUGGGGAGCUUCCUCUCCGAUCCAGAGACGCUUGACGCCCUCUGGCCCACUGCAGACACUCGCCUCCUUCGCUCUGCCGGGCGACGCGCGAUUGAAACGCGCCCGGAAAGAGACGCAGCGCCCGGAGAGACACGGGAGACACCACUGGAGACACGGGGGAAAGGGGAGACAGAGACGUCCCGGAGAUCCGACGCUGGAGGCUCGAUCGCGAGCCGCGGACGCGCGCGCCCCAGCAGGCUCCGCGGGCGCGGGCCUCCGACCGCGCGCGGACUGUCUCGGGAGCCCAAGGCGCACGAGGACUCGGAAACGGAGGGCAGCGAGUCUGAGCGACGCGCCACGGCGAGGGUGAAGGAGAGCUCCAGGAGAAACAAGAGCUCUGGGGACGACAAGGAACGCGAAGAGGGGAGAGUGUGGGGAGUUUGGGAGGCGCAGCAGACGCGCGAGAGCGCGACCGGAGACACCGGAGAGGUGAUAGGAGACAGAGAGACCUCCGUUGCUGGCGAGGCAGACAGGAGUGAUGAGAUUCUUCUGAAGAGGAUCCACGAAAUCCAGACCGAGCAGUUUCUUCGCGCCCUCGCGCUCUGCUUGCCGUAUCUCUCCCUGGAAGACCGCAUUGGAGGAGUUGCUCUGGCGAGCAAGGCAUGUCUGCAAGUGGUGUGGAGCGCGCCCAUCCACUCCGCGGACUUUUGUGCUUCAGGCCGGAAAACCAGUCCUCAGCAACGCUCUCUCCUCUGUCCGUACAUGCACUGUUCCCCUCGUCAAACGCCUCAGGUUGCCUCCUCCCUUCUCGGCCCUCCUCCUGCCUCAGCCUGUCUCCACUUCGAUCGCUGCACCGCCCCGAACGCCCCUGCGCAGUCUCUGAGAACCGAAACCUCUCGACUCCCUUGUUGCCCUUCCUCUCGUUCCUCUUCUUCCUCUCUGGCUUCUUCUGCGUCUUCUUCGUCUUCUUCCGCAGCUGCUUUCGAGCACCGUCGAGUCUCUGGGAGUGCCUGUGCUCUCGCGCGCCUCGAUGGGGUGCAGACUUCAAGGCUGGAGGCGCGCGCGUCUUCCCCGCUUCCGCAUGUAGUCCACGAGAUCGAUGGGGAGCACCUCCUCAUGUUGCCGCUCUUCUUGCGGCGCCUAGCUCCUCGUCUCACGCGUCUCCAGGCCCUCGCCGCCUGCGCGGCCUCUGUGCCUUUAAUCAGCUGUCUGGGCGUGACUUUGCGCAGACUGAUGAUCGACAAAGUCCAAGCUCCUCAGCAACUUCACAUUGUGCAUGCGUGGAUCUGUGCAGCCUGUCGACGCUGUCCGCGUCUCUCUUCCUUGUCCCUGAUCUGCGACCCAACGGGAUCUCCGUGUGUCUUCGCCGCUUCGCCUUCGCGCUCUUCCCUCUGCUGCUUCUGCUGCAGCUGCUUCUGUCCAGGGGCGCCGAGCUGUGGGCGCGCGCAGCAUGGCCUCGCGUUCUCGGACUCAGCUAGCAGCCGCAGGAACCGCCGAGACGCGGACGCGGAGCGCUUGGGAGCGGAGCCAGGCCGCGAAGACUCAGAGAGGCGCGCCUGCCCCGACGCAGGCGCUGGGCGCGCGGCGGUUUACGUCCGAAGUCACGGCCGACGACGCUUGGGGGCAUUGAGGGUGCUGUGUGUCGAGGGCGUGAGCUCCGCGGAUCUCCUCCAUCUGGUCAAUGAGUGCGCGAUGCCGUCGCUCUACCGCCUCGUGGUCAGCACAAGCCCGCUGUUGUCUGCGUCGGACUUCAUCCACUUUCUCGACGCGUUCCACCUGCGGAUUCUAAGCGACCGGAGCGUCUCUUUGUCGCUGCCCUCUCCUUCUCUCGUUCCUUACACUCCAGAAGUUCGCGUUUCUUCCUCUCCCGUUGUAUCUUCGCCUCUGUCUCCGCCGCGGACGGCUGCAGACUUCCCGACGUCGCGAGUCCCCGAGCGCGACAGACACCUUGGAGAGCCAGGGGCGAAUCCGCUGUGUCUCCACGCGCGACGCCGCCAGCUGUCCGUCUCCUCUGUCUCCUCAGCCUCCUCCGUCUCCAUGCCCGCCUUCCUAUCCACAGAGGCCUGGGAACGCUACGAGGCCGCUGCGGAGCGCGCUCGAGCCGCGGCGAAGGCCUUCGCCGACGCAGCCCGAGGCGACACUUGCCCUGGCGGGGGCGAAGGUCCUCCGGAGGGAGAAGAACUACUCGAAAUGCGGCGAGCAGGCGAAGAAGCCUGUCAAUUAAGAGAGCUGCGAUUGAAAUACGGAAACAACUUGUGCUGGACCUCGCUCUUGACUUCGCUGUCAGCGUUCUGCAGCCUGCGGCUGCUGGACUUGUCUUCUUCGUCUGCGACUUUCGGAGUCGCCACCCGCUUCUUCCACGCGUCGGUGGCCUUCGUCUCUCUGCCCAUCCACGAAGAUCUUUCCUGGGUCCUCUCCGCGCCGAAUCUGCGCGUACUCCGCCUCACUGCCUCCCGCAGUCUCUGCUCCGCGACCUGCGAUGUGAAGAAACUCGUUCGGCGGCUUCCCGAGCAACUUGCUGGACUCUCGGCGCGGGCGCCCAAGCUGCUUCUGGUGUACGUACACCUGACGGUCGACCCGAGCUACGGUUCUGCGUCGGCGCCGCCCAGAGUGUCCGAGCGACUUUUGGCCUCCUCGCGGCCGGAGCCGGAAGCCGGGGAAGAGGCGUCUCCGCGCACCUCGCGAGUCUCCACGUUUUCCGCAGGCGAAUGCGAACCGGAACCAACGCGGUCGGACGCGAGACCGCUUCCCGAGGACUUGACUUUCCGGCUGGUCUGGGAGAACGAGUGCCGACAGCUCGAGAGUGACGCGCGAGACCUGCGGGGACAGUUGGAGGGCGAAGAAGAAAAGUGGAGAGUUGCCGCUGCGCAUCCGUCUCGGCCUUUCAGUUUCUGCUUCUGUCUCAGCCGAGAACUGGAGCCUCUCCUCGACGGAAAUCGCCUGCCAAUCAGUGCGCUUCCAGACUGCGUCAAACCGCGAGCUGAGCAUGCCGAGGAGAAACGCGGAACUGCAGUGACACUCCGCCGGUCUUCACCGUCUUCGUCUUCAAACGAAACAGUGGAGGAGAAGUCGAGCGGAGGCUCCGCAUCCGCACGGGGGAGCCAAGGCGACGCGCGAGAAGAGCGAGAGAGGAAGAGAGAACGGAGGAGCGUCGAAGAAAGAGAGAUUCAGUCAAGGAUGGACGAAAUGGAGGAAGACAUCCGCGACUUGUUUCUUCGAGAUGAACGAGGCUCCGAGUGUGAGGGGGACAUUGUCAAUCCUGUUUACAGCUUCGGUCUGGACGACUGGCUUCGAUUAAAAGCAGCUCUGAGAGAAUUACCGUCUGCAGACUCCGGCGCGGACAAAGUCCAUCUUCUCCGCGGGCGACGCGCCAAAGACCUCUAUGCGUUUUGGAGAAUUUUUUGAUUUUUUUUUCCCCUGCGGUAUUCUCCGGCAGGUCUGCCAGGAUGUCUGCUGUCAAGACAUCGCGCAAGACCUCGAAAUCUUUGAGUCCGUGGUGCGUUUCACCCUUCGCCACCCGCUUCUUUUUCUUUUCUUCGUCUCUCCUUUUCUCUCUCUUCUUCUGUCCUUUUCUCUCUCUUCUUCUUCCCUCCUUUUCUCUCUCUUCUUCUGUCCUUUUCUAUACUGAUCAGUGUCUCUUCGGUUGCGUGUCUUUUCUCUCCCGCGCCUCUCGUCUCUCGCCGUUCUCUCUUGUCCGCCGCCGCGUUUUUCUUCUCUGCAUCCGUCUUCUUCUGUCCAUACGUUUCCUCGGUUUCCUUCUUCUUCGCGUCCGCUGGCGUUCCUGCGCUCCGCUGCAGCGAGGCCGUGGAUUCGACUUCGCGGGUGUGCAGGGUCGAUUCUCAGUUGCUCUCCACUCUGUGUCUCGGCGCUUCGUCCUCGCUCCGCGAAACCUCCGUCCACGAUGAAAUUCACUUUCGCCGCGCGAGCGCUUCCAGGACUGAAACGUCUGGAGUGUCUCGGCACCUCGGGAGAAGGCGGAAGCUCAUUUUUCAGGGUGCCGCGCCGUCGGGGCUUUGCGGCAGCGUAAAUUAGGAUUCUGGGGAGUGUCAGAGUGUGGAAUUUCCCACAGAAGAGAAAGGGGAAGACUUGCAUGUGCCUCUUUCUUUUAAAAAAGACACCGCUGCGGGCUGUCAACAGCGAAGCGCAUGCAUGUGCACAUGGCCGGGACCCGCGUUGAGUCGCGUGAGACUCCGUUGGAUCUGCCGGUCUAAAGUUUCCGUCUCACUUCAGUUCCGCAGAACGAUAUAAGCAGUCUGAAGUCCUGCGUCGGAGAACGAUUUGCUUCUCGUCAAACGCCGGCUGUACAGGCUGCGCGUAGACUCGCGAUGUCUGGUCUCGGAAAUUCGCUUCCGAUCUGGAAAAAAAAACUGGAAUGCUCGAUGCGUUGUCAGUGCGCUUCGCAGACGGCUCGUCCCCCUCUCCUGCAAACGCAGAGAGGUGUGGAGAGACGCGGUUCUUGUCAGGUCGAAUUCUAUCGGAGAGAGUGAAAAAGGAACUCGCGGAUUUUCGGUCCUCGCGCGGCAAAGAAAAACAACG